Molecule: messenger RNA, 9028 nt
Organism: Trematomus bernacchii (emerald rockcod)
Lineage: Eukaryota; Metazoa; Chordata; Actinopteri; Perciformes; Nototheniidae
Gene: kif26ba
Product: kinesin family member 26Ba
Biological process (GO): microtubule-based movement
Molecular function (GO): ATP binding; microtubule binding; microtubule motor activity
Source: RefSeq, a predicted model, not a curated record
CUCCAGAUUGAGAAACGCAAACUGCAGGGGCUUGUGGUUAAUUGAAAUCGAUCCGGUGGUCUUUUUUUUUAAUGUGAAGCAGCAGCAGGGGUUCUUUCUCCUCUCACUUCCAACAUGACUUCACUGUCGGGGACCAAGGAGAGGUCUGUGAGCAGCCGGAGCAGAAAAUAUGGGGUGCCCGACACGUCCCCGACCAAAUCUGCCUCCUUUUUCCCGGACACAUGGUACCGUAAGCCCUACGAGGAAAACACCCGCUCCGGGACACGGCCCGCUCCAGAGGGGGCCGGAUCAAUGCCAAGCUCCACAGGCACCCCGUCCCCAGGCUCAGGAAUCUCCUCCCCAGGGUCCUUCUCUGGAUCCCCAGGGACCAUCUCUCCGGGGAUAGGGACAGAAUCGCCUGGUUCUCUGGGUGGCUCCCCAGGUUUUGGGACAGGAUCACCGGCUUCAGGCAGUGGAAGUUCCCCCGGUAGUGAAAGAGGGAUAUGGUGUGAGAACUGCAACGCAAGGCUGACAGAGCUGAAAAGACAAGCUCUCAAACUGCUCAUCCCUGGACCUUACUCCACCAAGGAUCCCUCUGUCUCUCUCCUCCUUCACGAUAAGCUUCAGGUGCCCAACAGUUCUCGGCGGGCGUGGAACGAGCGUGACAGUCGCUGUGAUGUCUGCGGCACUCACCUUACUCAGCUCAAACAGGAAGCUGUGCGCAUGGUCCUCACUCUCGACCAGUGGGAUUUGUCCCCCCCCUCUUCCCCUUCGGCCCUCAUCGGACGCUAUGGACCACCGGGUCCUAUGGGAGCAUCCGGGGGUCCUGGGUCACGGGACUGGAUUCCUCCUUUCCUCCCUUCUUCCUCCUCCUCCUCCUCCUCCUCAGCCGCUGCUGCCAUCUCACACCCGUCCUCCCAGUCUCCUUCCCCAAGCCCCAGCCAGACCCCAACGCCAAGCCCCAGCCACGGACUAUCCAACCCCAGCCAUGGGAGCCCCUCUGUGGGGCAAACAUCCGGCUGUGCUCCCACAAACCAACAACCUCAAGGCCAAGGGCACAGACUGGGGUCUAAACCCAGCUCCCUGGGGCUUGGUGGUGGGGGGGACAGAAGGGUUGGUUCCCCCAGUUUGGGAAAGUCUGUUGCCCAACAGCAACCAGUGACUGGAGUAAACAGCCCCGGCCAUAAUAGCGGAGCAGUCCUGAGCACAGCAGCUCUGCAGGCCCAUCAGCACCUGACCCGCACCAAUGGAGGAGUUACACUCUAUCCCUACCAGAUCUCCCAGAUGAUCUCUGAGGACUCCAGAGAAGGUUUGACCGAGGCUGCCCUGAACCGCUACAACACAAACUCUCCUUCACACACAAACUCUCCUUCACACACAAACUCUCCCUCUCACACGAACUCUCCCUCUCACACGGCGUCUGUAACCGUGGCAGCGCCGACCACCACCUCUGCUGCUGCCUCCUUCUUCGCCAGAGCUGCACAAAAGUUGAACUUAGCGUCCAAGAAGAAGAAGCAGAAGACCACCGCAGUUACAGCCCCAGUGACAUCAUCAACGCCGUCAUGUGACCCCCCUCUGUUCCCCACCAACUUUAGCUCCGCCUUGUUGAUGGCCCCCCCGCCGGCUCCACCCUGCCUUCUGCGUGCAGCCAACAAGAUCAAAGAUACCCCUGGACUGGGAAAGGUGAAAGUGAUGGUGCGCGUGUGUCCAGUGUCUCAGUCGGACGCAGCUGAGUCCAGUUCCUUCCUUAAAGUUGAUCCCAGGAAGAAGCAGAUCACCAUCAUGGACCCGUCAGCCAAUCAGACACAAAGCGCUGCCUCCACGAAGAAGGCAGCAGCCAAUCAGGUCCCUCCAAAGAUGUUCACCUUUGAUGCUGCGUUCCCUCCUGAUGCAUCACAGGCGGAGGUGUGCGCGGGAACGGUUGCCGAGGUGAUUCAGUCGGUGGUGAACGGAGCAGAUGGCUGCGUCUUCUGCUUUGGGCACUCCAAGCUGGGUAAAUCCUACACCAUGAUUGGCCGAGAUGACUCGCUUCAGGCUCUGGGAAUAAUCCCAUGUGCCAUCUCCUGGCUGUUUAAACUCAUCAAUGAGAGGAAGGAAAAAACCGGAGCUCGCUUCUCAGUGCGCGUGUCUGCAGUGGAGGUUUGGGGAAAAGAAGAGAACCUUAAGGACCUGCUGUCUGAAGUCGCUACAGGAAGCCUACAGGAUGGACAGUCACCUGGAGUCUACCUGUUUGAGGACCCCAUCUGUGGCAUGCAGCUCCAGAACCAGUCUGAGCUGCGCGCUCCGACCCCAGAGAAGGCCGCCUGGUUUCUGGAUGCAGCCAUAGCAGCUCGCCACAGCAGCCAGCGGCCAAACACCACCGAAGAAGAACACAGGAACUCACACAUGCUGUUUACACUACACAUAUACCAGUAUCGCAUGGAAAAGACCGGCAAAGGAGGGAUGUCAGGGGGUCGCAGUCGCCUCCACCUGCUGGACCUGGGCAGCUGUGAUGUCAAAGUGCUCGGAGGAGGAGGAGCGGGAGGUGGGAAAGGAAGGGAGAAUUCUUCGCCCAGCUCGGCCCCUCUGUGCCUUUCUCUAUCCGCCCUCGGCAACGUGAUCCUGGCCCUGGUGAACGGGAGCAAACACAUACCUUACAAGGACAGCAAGCUGACCAUGUUGCUAAGGGAGUCGCUAGGCAACAUGAACUGCCGGACCACCAUGAUUGCUCACAUCUCUGCCUCACCCAGAGAUUUCUCUGAAACGCUUUCCACCAUCCAGAUUGCUUCCCGCGUCCUCCGCAUGAAAAAGAAGAAAACUAAAGUCACAGUGCAGUACACGUCCAGCUCCUCUGGAGGAGAGAGCUCCUGCGAGGAAGGUCGCAUGCGUCGACCGACACACUUGCGACCUUUCCAUCACCGUGGCGACACCGACUCUGACCUUCCCUUGCUGCGACUGUCCAGCGACCCUGACGAAUAUUCGAGCAGCGAGCAGUCAUGUGACACGGUGAUCUACGUGGGUCCGAAUGGAGCCGCGGUGUCAGACAGAGAGUUAACGGACAACGAGGGGCCGCCAGAAUUUGUACCAAUAAUUCCUGCUUUGCUUCGAGGGAAAACAUCAGAGCCGCUCCAAACACAGCCAGCUGGAGCCCAGAACAAGGUGAUUUAAAUAUAUUUACAUUUAGACAAUCAGAACUCCAACAGGUGGAGCCAGAGGAGCCGGGCCCCCCCCCAGCCUCAGCCCUCUCUGCUGGGGCAGCCACUGGCCCCCGUCCCAGAGGAGGCAGCUGAGUGCCUGAAGUGCAACACAUUUGCUGAGCUGCAGGAGAGACUGGACUGCAUCGAUGGCAGCGAGGAGGUUGCAAAGUUCCCAUUUGAAGAGGUUUCAGCGGGCAAACCAGGCCCAACACAGGAGCCAUGUCCAUCUUCAGCUGUCCCGUCCUCAGCUCCCGCUGCGCCUGGCUCUGCUGCUGCGUUGGAUACAGAAGCCAAAACAGGCUCUGCUGCAGGAGGCGCAGUGCAGUUCUUUUCCUCGACAGUAACCACUUCCAGGAGGAGGACCAAUGACCAGCAGCUGCAGGAUAUUAAGGAGGUGGUGGAGGAGGCAGAGCUGGCCCAGACCAUGAUCCACAGCCUGGCUCAGAGUUCUGGUUCCCCCAUAGUAACGAGCACCAGGAGCGUCACAGGGAGCAGCUGCAUCACCUCGAGCCCCUUGCACAGGACCAAGAGCUGCAUGCAUGACAGCCAUGAGAGUCUGAAUAUGGGCACUGAUGGGAAGGCCCGUCCAUUGGGAUCACCGCGCCUCGGCAUCGCCAGCCUGACCAAAACCUCAGACUACAGGCCUCCGUCCUCCCCGUCCCAGCGCUGUAAAGUGUACACCCAGAAGGGGGUGAUGCCGGCGACUCCUCCUCUGUCCUCUUACACUCUGGCUCAGGAUGGCCAGGGCACAGAAGUGUUGACCUCCGACAACAGUUUGGCUGCAGACAGCGGCCGCUCCUCCACGGACUCCAUGCUGUCCAGGACUUCUCCGGUGGGCAUGAGUCCACAGGUCCGAGAGCCAGCUCAGUCUCUGUCCGCCAGCCUGGGAUCAGCAGAGACGCUCUGUGACGACGACGUCCCUCCGAUCCCCCUGGACACGCUCAGAGAUGGGCUGGCACUAUCUGUAGGAACAGUUGGACCUCUGUCGCGCGGGGAGGAUGAACUGAUGUAUGCUGUGGUUUCUGGAGGUGAAGAGGACCUUGUUGUUACAGCUAUAAUGGACACUCAGGAUCUGACCUGUCGUCCAACGAGCAUCAUGAGCUUCAAGAGCGACUGCUGCUCCGUCACUUCCCUCGCCUCGGGCCACGGUUCUGCUGAGGGUGGAGCUGUGGAGGAUUAUCACGUGCCUGCAGGGUCUGCAACCACCUCAGGGGUGGCAGAGGUGGCCAUGGCCAAGCUGCGGAUCGAAGGUGAAGCUUUAGCCACAGUGAUAUCAUGCUGUGGUUCACCCAUUUCCUCCUGGAUGAGUGACCUGAGCAUGGCCAGUGAGGCGGACCAGUCCCUCCACAGCUUCAGUCAGUCCCAGAGCCAGCAAGGGGAGGCCCUGGCUGAACCUGAGCCCGCCCAGAGCCAGGUGCUCGGGGCGGAGGGGCCGGGUGGGUACGAGAGCUGUGGCAGCCCGAGAAGAGGGAGUCUGGACGGAGAAGUGGUCCUGUCAGAAAACACGUGUGAUAAGGCAACCCCAACGAAAGACAGGCGGAGGAAACUGCCUCCCUCCAUGGCUAAAACUAACAUCCAAAUCCUGGCCGGACCGGGGUACUUCUCCCCCUUCAAGCCCAGCAUCAGUGUGCACCCCUGUGUGGCUGUCAAACCCAUGGUCAUACAGGAAUCAACCAUCCUGUCUUCACCCACCAAGACCAGCCUAAUGAAAGACAAAUUCACUGCACCACUUCUAGCUUCUAUUUCCAGUGAUAUGAGCUUUGAGGACCCCUGGUUGAAGCGUGGCAUGGAGGAGAGGAAGUCCAGGGAGCUGGUGUGUGAAGUGAAGCCGGAGAAGAGGGAGGUCGAGCUUUCAAAGAGCCAGACUGGAGCUGUGACAGGAGACCAACGAGGGUUCUGCAAGGAUGGUGGUUAUCGUGGCGGCUGUAGUCCAGGUGUUGAGGUUGUGUCGUCUCCAGAUUCCUUUAAGAGGGUGGUGGACGGCUGUGAGAUGGUGGUGGUCGCUCCUCAGGGAGAAUGCCUGACUGGUUUCUACAGCCCAGACGUCCACCGUACAGCCAGCCUCCCCCGCGGCUGGCACCGCCUCAACCGCCACGACGGCCUGGACUUUGGGACGGAGUACCGCAAUCUUGGAGUCACCUCUUCCACUCCCUGCAGUCCCAGAGCCACACUUGACCGCAGAGGAUCAACUGGGAAACAGGGCUUUUUCUCCCACAGGAAGGGGGGGAUCCCACCUCUGCCACCGAUAAGGAAGUCCAGUCUCGAGAGGAACCGAGCAGUCAGCCCUCUCCCCCAGCCCAGCUAUGGAGGCUUGUUUCUGGGCAGCUCAGCAGAUGAUGCAGAGAUCUCCAGACUACGAGGCUCCAGCAUAGACAGCAGCAGACUUUUCAGCGCCAAGUUGGAACAGCUUGCAAACAGAACCAACUCUCUGGGUCGGGUGAACAGCUCCCACAGUGGAUCCCACCACUAUGACUGCUUCUCUCUGGAGAGAGGGGGGAGCCUGAGAGGGGGAGGAGGAGUAAAGGGGGACAGCACCAUGCCUCGUACUGGGCGCAGCCUGACCCGGGCUGGAUCAGUAUCUUCUCCCACUGGAAACGCUGGCAGCCCCGGUUUCAGCGCCAGUCCCAGCAGCGCCCCGCAGUCACCCGCCAAAUCCAGCUGCCAGUCAAAGAUCUCAGCGGUCAGUAAGCUGCUGAUGACCAGCAGUCCCAAAACCAGGAGUCUGUCUUCGUCCAGCACCAAAACGCUGAGCUUCUCCACCAAGUCUUUGAGCCAAGCCUCCAGCCGCAGCUCCAGCCUUCCCCCUAUUGGAAAGCAGCAGCAGCAGCAGCAGCAGCCGCAGCAGCAGCAGCAGCAGGGACCCUCCCCUGUGUCCUGGUCCACCCAGUCUCUGAGUCGCAGCAGGGGGGUAAGCCUGUCUGCCAAGCUGCCUCUCCGGGCUGUCAACGGUCGAAUCUCAGAGCUCCUCCAGGGAAGUGCAGGCUCUCGUUCCAGGAGUCAUGCCCAGGGAGGAGGCACUGAUCCAGCAGAGGAGAGAGGAGCUGCAGGGGCAAGUGGAGGGGGAGCUGUAGCAGUAAGUGGGGGUAGUGGUGGAGGUGCAGGUGGAGGUGCAGGUAGCAGCGUGGGGGGGGAGGAGAAGGCAGCCGUGGUCCAAACGCUGCCCUCCCCCUACAGCAAGAUCACAGCGCCCAGAAAGCCCCAGCGCUGCAGCAGCGGCCAUGCGAGCGACAACAGCAGCGUACUGAGUGGAGAGCUCCCCCCGGCCAUGGGGAAGACGGCCCUGUUCUACCACAGCGGGGGCAGCAGCGGCUAUGAGAGCAUGCUGAGAGACAGCAGCGAGAACACAGGAAGUACGUCCUCCGCCCAGGACUCCCUCAGUGAGCACAGCUCGGCCACCACCUCCUCCAGGCGGAGCUCCAAGAGCAGCAAGAAGAGCAGGAGCAACACAGGUCUGCAGCGUCGUCGUCUGAUCCCAGCGCUGACCUUGGACUCUUCCUCCUCCUCACCCUCUCACCGCUCCUCCAAGCAGGCCGUCACUUCAUCUUCUUCGUCCUCCUCUAGCCCAGGUGCAUGCUGGGUAGAUGGCCCACUGGGGCCCCCGGCUCCCUCAAACCUCCGGGGCCCGGCUGCCACGACAGAAACCUUCGAGAUCAAGGUGUACGAGAUAGAUGACGUCGAGCGACUGCAGAAGAGGAACAAAGGAGGGAGCAAGGAGGUGGUGUACGUCAGUGCCAAGCUGCGGGUGUUGGAGAACCGUCAGCAGAGAAUCACUGAAGUCAGAGCAAAGUACCAGUGUCUGAAGAAAGAGCUGGAACAAACCAAGCAGCACCUGAUGCUGGAGCCGCACAAAUGGACCAGCGAGUUUGAGAUACAGCCGACCCAUGAAGUGGACUCUCUGGAGUAUUUGGAGGCUCUGGAGACCGUGACGGACAAACUGGAGACUAGAGUCAACUUCUGCAAAUCCCACCUGAUGAUGAUCACCUGCUUCGACGUGUCCUCCAGAAACCGGUAGACGAUGGAGGGACGGAGAGCUGGAGGAGAGAGAGACGCAGACACAGCUGGACUCAAUUAGACUCACCCUUUCCCCACCAAUAACUCAAACAACUUAAUAUCUUCUUAAUGGAUAUUAUUGAAUGGUUGGAAGAAGGAUACAGGGGCGGACCGACCUCUCAUCCUCCUCCAGAUGUAAGUAGCAGAAGGACAGAGAGAUGGAAGAAAUAGAGAUAUUUACAGAUAUUUAACAGACCAGCAGACAGAUACGUUUAUAGAUUUUUUUCUUCUUGGGGCUUGAAAAAAAACCACCUCAGAAAUAACCUUUGAACAGCAUCUAUUGAACGGGCUACUUUGAACCAGAUGAAUAUGGCUGAAGCGGAUAUAUGGCUCUGGGUCUGAAAAGAAAGAUCAAACGUAACCAGGACAAGUGAAUAAUUAGACACCUCUAAGACUGAGUCGAACAUUUGGGAAUGUAUGGAGAGGAAAGGAGUCGAGAAAGGAACAAAAAAACUGCCAUUUUUUUCUAAACAAAGCCACAGAGGAGAAGAACAAUUUCUCCCAUCAUUUUAGAAGAGCACUUUUUAGGUUACGCAGUUGAGAGCCAUUGACUGCAGCAUGGUCUGGUAUUGUUGUGCAGUUAAUAAUGAGAAAAUGACCAAGAGAAAGACAGGAGGACAAAGGAAAUGAUUUAGAUAAGUGCCUUGUGAACAAUUCAUCAAUACCAAUUCUAUUUCUCACUGAAUUUGUGUACUUGCAGUAAGUAUGGUGCUAGCAUAGAAAAAAAGACCACAAAAGAUCAGUGUCCUUGGAAAAUCUUUGAAACUAUAGCAAUCUUUGAAUGUGAUGUUGAAGGGUCGAUGUUUCACUAUAUCAUAACCAAUAGUGUAUGUUUGUAUGGUCUUUGGUACACUGAUGAGAGGUGAGACUAAACUGGAUCCCUAACUAAAAUAGACCUACAAAAGAUGGACAUGGACACAUUGUCUUUUUUUAAAUGGUGCAAGGACCAACAAUCCCAUAACAAAAAAAGUACAUGAUUUUUCCAGGACACAGAGAAAUGUGUGUUUAAAAUAAGAUAAAAAAAACACUAGUUUCUUGUGCGGUUGUUUUUGACUUUCCCCACAAACAGAGCACAUCUGAAUUUUGACCCUCUGGGGCUUACAUACAGCAUGUCUCCCCUGAUACAGAUGUGAUGGCUUGUUCAUGUUCACAAAGCAAUGAAACGUCUGAGUCACACAGGAGAGGAAAUGGAAAGGAGCUUUCUCUGCUCCAGUGUGAAGUUCAUCCAUCGAGUGUCGGACUGACUGACACGCAGACCGUCUGUUAUUUGUAUCCGUGUUGUUCUGCUCUAUUCUAAAAGAAAUGAAUGAUUUGUCAACGUGUGUGUUUUAUAUUAAGGUUUUCUUUUUUUUAUUGAGUGCAAUGGACCACGUAGAGAAUAUGUAUUUUAGAAAGAGAAUACAAAAGACAAAAUUGUGAGGAAGAUAAUUAUACUUCUUAAAACCUGUAUUAUUGGAACAAAGUAUAGUGAAUUAAAGAAUGACUCGCUUGGAACGACAAUAACAAAUGGGCUUUUUAUAUAGUUCCAGUUUGUCUUUUAUUUAAAGGAGACAGACUUUAGAAAAGAACAAUUUAAAAUAAAUAUAUAAAGGACUGAAAGAGAACUAAAGAAAAGGAGGGUGACCAAAUGAAAGGCAUAGAUCUCUGCCUGGUUCCAUUUUUUUGGACGCUAGCAACAAUUUGUUAAUAUUAUUAUCUAUGGUGCUUGAGAUGUUUAUGAUCUAAAUGUUUGUACAAAUAUAAAUAUAAAAAAGAGCCUGUUUCCCUCCAGAACCAUACCCUUCGAAUGCUUCUUCUACAUCGCUGUCCUCACGUCACGUCUG